Messenger RNA from Mytilus californianus (California mussel), 851 nucleotides. RefSeq lists its product as uncharacterized. NCBI's taxonomy places the organism in Eukaryota, Metazoa, Mollusca, Bivalvia, Mytilida, Mytilidae. The transcript is spliced from 3 exons. The record is from RefSeq and is a predicted model, not a curated record. Bases 68 to 706 code for a protein of 212 amino acids.
AUUUUACAUUGUUGAAUGAUAUAAAACAUGAUAUAUAAUUUUCCUGCUAUAGCUGUUUGUAUUAGAAAUGAUGUUUAAACUAAUUGUCUUGUUGGUAAGCAUGGCUUCGGUUUUACAUCGAACAACAGGAAUGCACUGCGUCCUUUGUAUUGAUGUCAAAUCUAAUCUCAGUGCUGCUCAUAAUGUAAAAAAUUUCCAAACAUAUAUUGACAAAAUUUCGAAUUUAAGAAAACCAGAAUGUGUUAAUGCAAACACUAAUGCAGCAAACACUAACCUCCUCUCGUGUAAAACAUCUUCAGAUCAACAAAGAGAUCAAACAUGUGGGACAAUCAACGGGGAAGUAGUCCUGCGUCAAGGAUACUUUGAAGUAGAUAUACCUACGACAGUUAUUAUCAGCGGAUGUUUAUAUGUUGAAAAUGGAACAGAUGCUGAAUGUUACACAGAUCUGAAUAUGUUAAAUGAGAAUAGAGAAAUCCUAGUAAACUUUCUAAACGAGGAAAUAGGAAUUCUGCCAAUGCAAACCGGCAAUUUCACUAAAGGACAGAUUUGUAUUAUAAGGCCGCCUUAUGAGACAAGGGGUAAUGAAGAGGUAAUGAACAAAUCGGCGCCAAUAGCUACUGGAUAUGGCAAGAAUACAUCCGUGAUAUCUAAGUUCAAAUUUCUUUUGACAUUGUCAACCAUAUUAGUCUACUUUGCUGUAUUAUAGAAUUACAAUUUUCAAAACCCGUUGGUAUUGACAAUACUCAGAUUUUAUAAAUUACAUAUUUUUGCAUGUGUAAUAACUUUUGGAAAUAUGUAGGUGCAUCAGUGUGUGAUUGUUUUCUGGGCUUCAUAAAUAUUUUUAAAUUGUG